CAAUUAAGUAGUGUGUGAAGCAGGUGAAUAAAAUGCUGCAGUGUACACUGUUGCUUGUAAAGAUGCCAAGGGACUGUUCCUUCCACGAUGAGCAGGAUGAAGAUUUCUAUUCAGAUGAGCUUUUCUGUCUCAGGAAACAAAAGAUGAUUGCAGACUCUCCAAAGGAAGGAAGCAACUGGAAGAUGUAACUCAGGACCUCUAGUGUGUCUCUCAGGAAUUGCUUAAUAUGUUACUGCCUUUUGAUGAGUAACUAAAUUGACAGACCUUUCAUUUUUCAGUUCAAAAUGUCUAAUUCUUUCAGUCUGUUUUCUUCUAAGAUUAAAGAUGAAACAAGGGAAAAAAAAAAAGGACCAAGAUAAAGGCAGGUAUGGUCAAUCUUCCCAAUUAAGAUCCUGAACUACUGUACUAAGGGAAGAAUGGAUGCAGAAAAGUGGAGGAAUACAGUUAUAAAAUGGGCCAUUCACAGAGUCCCAACACAGCUUGGCCCCAACUGGCCCAUGAGUCAAAACAACUCACACCUGAAUCCAAUCAGGCAAUCACCUUUGGGUAAACAAUCUCCAAACACAUUCCACACAUGAGCACAACACAGGAGAAGCAAAUGAGGAUACAGCAUGCUUGUAAGAAAGCUGUGCAGUAAUACCAGUUUAAAGGCCAACACAAUUCAUGCACCACCUUAGAGAAGGCCCUGGCCUUGGACUUGUACUUCAACAUGAAGGAAAAUUUCCCUCUGGACAGUGACACUCUCCCACAUCCAGUCAGCCAGUCUGGGUUUGAGGUCGAAUCGAGACCAUGAAGUGCCUGCUGCUUCUCGCCUUUAUUGGGGUGGCUGUUGCCUUCCCCACCUUUGCUGAAGACGAUGAUGACAAGAUUGUGGGAGGCUACACCUGCGCAAAGAACUCUGUGCCCUAUCAGGUGUCCCUGAAUUCUGGAUAUCACUUCUGUGGAGGUUCCCUCAUCAGCAGCCAGUGGGUCCUGUCGGCUGCUCACUGCUACAAAUCUCGCAUCCAAGUGCAGCUCGGGAAACACAACCUGGAGCUCACCGAAUCCACACAGCAGUUUAUCAACUCUGCUAAAGUCAUCCGCCACUCUGGCUUCAGCUCCUACACCCUGGACAAUGACAUCAUGCUCAUCAAGCUGGCCACCCCAGCCACUCUCAGCAAUGCUGUCCAAACCGUUCCUCUGCCUACCAGCUGCGUGGCCGCCGGCACCACCUGCCUGAUCUCCGGCUGGGGCAACACUCUCAGCAGUGGCACUAACUACCCGGACCAGCUGCAGUGCCUGAAGGCUCCGGUCCUCACCGCCGAGCAGUGCUCUGAUGCCUACCCUGGGCAAAUUACCAAGAACAUGAUGUGUGUCGGAUACGUGGAGGGAGGAAAAGACUCCUGCCAGGGAGAUUCCGGCGGUCCCGUGGUCUGCAAUGGACAGCUCCAGGGCAUUGUCUCCUGGGGUUAUGGAUGUGCCCAGCGGGGCUAUCCCGGAGUUUACACCAAGGUUUGCAACUACGUCUCCUGGAUCCGGUCCACCAUGGCCUCCAACUGAGACGCUUGUUUGGUGCAACCUGUAUUUUCUCAUCAUCAUUUCUGUGCUUUUGGGU
Agelaius phoeniceus (red-winged blackbird) is the source of this 1594-nucleotide messenger RNA. The record is from RefSeq and is a predicted model, not a curated record. NCBI's taxonomy places the organism in Eukaryota, Metazoa, Chordata, Aves, Passeriformes, Icteridae.